AUGAAACAUCCUGAGGACGUCGACGCCAGACUGACGAGGAAUCUGCACAAUAAAAAAGGUCAAGACCCGAAGAAAUAUGGCGAGCAAGUGAAACACGUGUCCUAUCCUGACAUGGGGAAGUUUAAGUAUCAAGUCCUUGUGGAUGGCACUGUUGCGCCUUAUCGAACAGCAUUGUUGAUGCAAAUGGACUCGGUGAUUCUUAAGCAAAAGUCGAUGAAUUACGAGUGGUGGUAUAGAUAUAUGAAGCCAUGGGUGCACUUCAUUCCAAUUAAAGAAGAUCUAUCCGACCUUCGAGAGAAAAUCGAAUGGGCGAGAAACAAUAACGAUAAACCUCGCCAAAUUGCUUUUAAUGCCAAUGCUCUUGCUGCUCAAUGGAUGAAUCCAGAAUUUAUGUACCGCUACUACGCAAAGACAAUAGAGCUUUACAGUGACAAAAGUACUUCAGUGAGAAACCCUGCGACUGCCAAAAACGAUCCAGAGACGAAUAUCCCUUUAAUAGCCUGGACUCCAGGCCCUGGAGCUCUUGUUCUUUCCGACAACGGUAUCUGCUGCAUUAACGAGUUUGACAAGAUGACUGAGUCUACUCGCUCCGUCCUCCACGAAGUAAUGGAAUUCUGCACUUUAUCCGUCGCCAAAGCAGGCAUCAUUUGUCGCCCCAACGCUCGUACAUCUGUCCUCGCCGCUGCCAAUCCCGUCGAAUCAGCUUGGAACGCAAACAAAACAAUCGUGGAAGACAUCCAAUUGCCGCACACGCUCAUGUCGCGUUUCGAUCUAAUCUUUUUGGUGCUCGAUCCAAAGGACGAAGCUUACGAUCGAAAACUCGCCGCAUAUUUGGUCUCACUGUAUCAUACCGACAGAAAAGAUGUGAUGAACGAUGAUCAACAACAUCUCGACCAAAAGUUGCUGAGAGACUACCUCGGUUACGCCCGAGCCAUGGUCAAACCAGUGCUUAAUGUAGAGGCAAAAACAGAGCUUGUCAAUUCUUACAUCAAAAUGCGACAAGUCGGAGCGAAUAGAAAAGCAAUUUGCGCUUACCCGCGUCAACUAGAAUCACUCAUUCGACUUUCCGAGGCCCAUGCGAAGGCUCGUCUUUCGGAUGUCGUCGACAAAAUGGACGUAGAAGAAGCUGUUCGGCUCUACCGAGAGGCACUGAAGCAGUCCAUCAUGGAUCCAAAAACUGGCGCAAUCGAUAUCUCCAUUUGACUCGAGCGGGGUGGAAUGGGUCAAGACGCUCGCCCUCGUCCUUCUAGUCGCUCAAAAUGCCUCCCUGGUGCUCGCAAUGCGCAAAGCACGAACAGACGAGGGAGACAAGUUCUUCAAUACCGCAGCAGUGUUCUUUUGCGAAAUCUUAAAAAUCGUCGCUUCUUCUUUGAUUUCCUCGUCGGCAGCCACAAGGGAAUCUUCUUUGGCUUCAACGGCAUCGCCCUGGCUGUGGUCUUCAACCAGGCUUUUGGGGGCCUGUUGAUCGCCGUCGUCAUCAAGUACGCGGACAACAUUUUCAAGGGCUUCGCAUCCAGCAUCGCCAUCAUCGUCUCCACCAUCCUUUCCGUCAUCUACUUCGGCUUCCAAAUACAGGCACGGUUCAAUACAGUUUCAUAA
Oikopleura dioica is the source of this 1599-nucleotide messenger RNA. The record is from the annotation of a GenBank genome assembly. NCBI's taxonomy places the organism in Eukaryota, Metazoa, Chordata, Appendicularia, Copelata, Oikopleuridae.